CUACAAUGCAAAAUGAAUGAGAGGCUAGAGGAAAUCCAGGGAACUGGCUAAUUCACCCUUGGCAAGAUAACUGCUUCUGGUAGAGGGGUUUCUUUCAAGGUUGCUAUAAAAAGGAAAGUGAGGGUGGCUGAGGGUCUCGUGCUUCUUCCCAUACUUGAAUGUGCCUGUUAAUGUUCAGAUGAGCUGGAAUGGAUCGCUACAGAUAUUUCAUCUUCAACCAGAAAAGCAUGGUUGUGUUGGGGCUCUUACAGAUAGCUUUCGCUACAAUUUGUAUCAUCAGUGGAUUAAUAGACAGUACUUUAAGAAGAGAGUCAACACUGAGUAAAACUAGGAUGCCCAUCUGGGCUGGAGUGUUUAUGGGUAUUCCUGGAAUAAUGGCAUUGUUUUCUUCUCAGAAAAAGAAUCCAAUUCUGGUGAAUGCUAUGAUAAUUGUCUCCAUAUUUUCCUGCUUCGCCAUCCUAAUUGUAGUUGUCUAUGCCUUCCUAACAUUAGAGUAUGGUGAGAAGUACGAGUUCAAUGAUGUGUCCUCUAAUCAUCCAGCUGUGGUGUUUGUGCUUGAUCGGCUAGUGGAAGGAGCUAAUGUAACAAUGUUGAUUGCAUCUAUUUUCAGUGCUGUUAUUAUGAUUAUCAUUAUUUAUGUCAGUUGCCGAAGCCUUCCAUUUUGUUCAUGUUUUGACAGCAUAACUGGACUUGAAAGACUACACUCUAAUGAAGAUCAGCUACAAACUGCAGAACUAGUUUGCAUGUCUGAUGGUCAAGUGGACAGAAUUUUUAACUCUCCAGUGCACUUUUCAGAUCUAAAUCAAGAAGAUGAUGAAAUAACCAAACCACCUCCAUACAUCAGACUUCCUUAGAAUUUUAUAAUGGAUCAUUGGUUUUAUCAGGAUAAAUGUAACAGACUCUUGCUAUAAAAUUUCAAAAUCUUCAAAAGUCUUCUAUUCUUAAAAAGAGACCACUUAAAAUACCACAGACUCUCAUGAGCAGAAGAGUCUGUAGGCUUCACAACUGUUAACCUACUUAUUACACAGUCAAUAUAUAUUAUCCCAUCUCUAACAAAAUGUGAACUUCAGUUCUCAACAGUUAUAGGAAACUAUAGGAAAUAGGUACAUCAGGUUUAUACUAAGACAGCAUUUUAGACAGCAGUAGACAGCCAUAUUUCUGUUGGAUGAGGAAUGUGUAUGUAGAAAGUACAUACUAACUGCCUUUAUUUACUCCAAAAGUAUUUUAUAGGGAAGAAUACAGUAGAUUGAGAGCCAGUGUGGUA
This is a messenger RNA of Sphaerodactylus townsendi, 1264 nucleotides long. RefSeq lists its product as uncharacterized. Gene Ontology annotation, cellular component: membrane. NCBI's taxonomy places the organism in Eukaryota, Metazoa, Chordata, Lepidosauria, Squamata, Sphaerodactylidae. Bases 189 to 854 code for a protein of 221 amino acids. The record is from RefSeq and is a predicted model, not a curated record. The transcript has 7 exons.